AUGGAUGCCCGUACCACCCCCAAGCACCCUGUAUACACCGCCCCCACUACGAAAUCAUGGGUGUUCAAGCGCAACUACACCUUCGCCAUCAUCGAUGGCGGGAACGGCAACUUCCACUGCCAUAUAUGGGACAACAUCGUCUGCGCUGUGAACAUCUUUGACCAGGAUGAAUACCACAAGUAUCCCAUCGGUGGCAAUGGCAAGACGUACAACGCGUGGUGUCUGAAGAACCCUCCGCAAGCAUACUAUUAUUGGCCGGGUGCAUACACAAUGGCUCACUGCAUGGUCGAGUUUGGUCCGGAUAGUGGAAUGAACGACAAGCGGUCUGUAGAUAAUUGGGUGGUCAAGAAUAUUACCUAG
Molecule: messenger RNA, 360 nt
Organism: Cryphonectria parasitica EP155
Lineage: Eukaryota; Fungi; Ascomycota; Sordariomycetes; Diaporthales; Cryphonectriaceae
Exons: 6
Coding region: 1-360 (119 amino acids)
Source: RefSeq, a predicted model, not a curated record